This is a messenger RNA of Fraxinus pennsylvanica, 810 nucleotides long. The record is from the annotation of a GenBank genome assembly. Lineage: Eukaryota; Viridiplantae; Streptophyta; Magnoliopsida; Lamiales; Oleaceae.
AUGAAAAACAGGCUAGAAGGCAAGGUGGCUAUAAUAACUGGUGGCGCCGGUGGCAUAGGGAAAAGCGUGGCCAAGCUUUUCGUCCAACAUGGAGCUAAGGUCAUUAUUGCUGAUGUCCAAGAUGAACUAGGCCAGGCAGUGUGUGGAUACGUAGGCUCUCCAGAAGUCAUUUCCUACAUCCAUUGUGAUGUAACUAGUGACACCGAUGUCCAAAAUGUCGUAGACAUGGCUGUUUCCAAGUAUGGUAGACUCGACAUAAUGUUUGGAAAUGCUGGUAUCCCUAGUAAGACUGAUCUGUCAAUUUUGGCAACCGAGUACCAAGACUUUAAGAGGGUCUUCGAUGUUAAUGUUUUUGGCUUAUUUCUAUGCGCUAAACACGCUGCAAGGGUAAUGAUUCCAGCCAAGAAAGGGAGCAUCGUGUUUACUGCAAGUGCGGCUUCUGUGACUAGUGGGAAUGCUCCUCAUGCUUAUGUAGUAUCAAAGCAUGCAGUGGUAGGGUUUACGAAGAAUCUGUGCGUCGAAUUGGGGCAGCACGGAAUUAGAGUGAAUUGCAUUUCUCCUUUUGCUGUGGCCACUCCGCCAGUAAUGGAAGGGUUUCAAAUCACGGAAAAGCAAAAGCUGGAGGAAUUUGUGUCUCAGAUAGCAAACUUGAAGGGGGUAUUCUUAGAGGCAAAUGAUGUGGCUGAGGCUGCAGUGUUUUUGGGAAGUGAUGAAUCAAAAUAUGUUAGUGGGCAGAAUCUAGUUAUUGAUGGGGGUUACAGCCUUGCUAAUAUUGCUCUGAGUGAAGGCCUGAAGAAGCAACAUUCUUGA